Messenger RNA from Pterocles gutturalis (yellow-throated sandgrouse), 3633 nucleotides. RefSeq names its product mitogen-activated protein kinase kinase kinase 19 (gene MAP3K19). Gene Ontology annotation, molecular function: protein kinase activity; ATP binding. Gene Ontology annotation, biological process: protein phosphorylation. Bases 1 to 3633 code for a protein of 1210 amino acids. The transcript has 8 exons. The record is from RefSeq and is a predicted model, not a curated record. NCBI's taxonomy places the organism in Eukaryota, Metazoa, Chordata, Aves, Pterocliformes, Pteroclidae.
AUGUCUGACAACCAACAAAAUAAGAGGAGAAACAGAGAAGGUUGUGGAAGUGUUGUUGCUGUUCAGAAUGCAGAUAAGAUAAUGAAAGGAAUGCAUCAGUCAUACAAAAUUCUAGGAAAAAACAGUGAUUUCAGCUUUCUGCUGCAGGCCUCAUGCCCGGAAUCCAACAUUUCAAAAUCAUUUAUGGAUUUGGAUGCUUUUCAGAUAACAAAAGCACAAAUACAACAAAGGUUACAUAUAACAAUGCUAAAAACCAGGAACAAGAGAUCUGAGUUUCGUUUGCCACCAGUGACAUUUCAGCCUGUAAGAACGAUUCAUCUUGCUCCUCUAGAAGAUAAUGUUGUCAAUGAAAGCACCAACAUCAGAAAUAUUUUUAAUAUUAUGAACUCUAUUCCUCAGCCUAUAAAAGCAGUUACUAAAUUUUAUCAGUAUCAGUUAGACAAUCUGUUAAAAAGGCAAACUGAAAAGUCAUCAAACCUGAUCGUGGCUACUCUUUCUGAUAAAUUCACUCCAAUGAAAGACCUGUACUACUUCAGCAUGAGUAACUAUUUUAAGUACCCUACCAACAAGAAAGAAGAAAUUCAAAGCAAUUUGAAAUGGAAGGAAGCUGAUGCAGCCACCAGUACUGAACAGAAUGACCAGAUGAAGUACCAGUUUUCAGUGGCUUCUAAGAACCUUAUGACCCAAGCCAGUUUCUGUGAUGAUAGUCAUCCCUACUUGAGCUCAAGUACUGCUCUGAUAAACUGUGACAUAUUUACAGUUCAGACAACAUUUACAGUGUCAAGCAACACAGAUGCCUCGAGAGCUGGCAGUAAGGAUAAAAGAGCAGAGAAUUCCUGUAGAACUGGCCUAGAAGGAGGAAAUGCAACAGAGGUGAUACUGCAUUAUAGAGCACAGGAAGAUGCUGAGAGUGCGAACUUUCUGCUUGACAAUCAUGAUUUAGCUUCUUCCUGUGAAAAUGAAGUGAUAGAGGCCUACUAUGCCUUAGAAGAUAAUUCUGUAGCUGCAGUAAUUCCCAGAGUAGAAGUGCAAGAUCAUCCUGAAAAACAGACAGAAAAUAACGUUUGUCUCUUUGACUCUGAAAUAGAAAAAGAAGCAACAUCAGAAGCAGCUUCAAAAGACCAAAGUGAGCUUGUACCUGUUGUUCAUGUUACAUUCUCUGAACAAGAACCAGCUAUGGAACGACACAUUACUAAACAACCUGCCACAAAAAAGGGUAUCAUUCGUAGCCUGCCUCCUCAUGUUACUCAGAGCUUCAACAUUCUCGCUCGCAAAGAAAACGACAAAAGUAAAAUAAAGAUGAAGAGAAAUAAAUAUUCAUCAAAGUCUAAAACGAGUAUCAAGAUAAAGAAAUCUGAAGACUUAAUAGUUUCUGAUGAGAUUUCCAGAAAAUGUAAUGCUAAGAGUCAGAUUUUUCCAUCUUUGAAACUGCCACAUGUAGAGUCUGAGAUUUCCCUGAAGUGUCAAAAAAAGACCCCUCCAGCAGACAAAUGCCAUUUUGCUCAGAAACCUAAAAAGCAAAGUUUCUCCUGCAGUUGCAAAAAUUCAGUUAUCUUAAAGAAACCUGUUACUCCACUUUCUCUACCACAUGGACAGUCUGCUUCAGAUUUUGUUCAUCUGAAAUACAGUGACAUGUUCAAGAAAAUAAAUUCAAAUGAUGAAGGCCCGGGUAUUUAUGAAAUGUUUGGAACUCCUGUCUAUUCCCACACACGUGAGCUCAAUCAACGUGAGAACAGUUUUUGUAGAGAAGUUUGUUCUGCUCCAUCUGGGAGCUGCACUGCUAGCACUUGCAGAUCUACCUGCAGUAAAGGGAGAGAGAACAGCCGAGUAAGAAAUACUCAAAAGAGAACCUGUUCUAAGCCAAAGAAGACCGUACCUGUCACUAAACAAAAGCAGAAAGGUUUAAUUCCAAAGGACAGAAGUACCAAGUUGAGGGACAGCAACACAGAGCAAGAUAAUGGAAUAACUUCUGAUUCAGGUUGUCAAAUAAACACUUCAAGGAGCAUGACAUUGUUGAAUGAAGACACAGAUCAUCAGCUUACAUUUUUAGAAGAGCUUUCACAAUCAACUAAGCAAAAUAUUUUUGUUUCAAAUUCAAAUUUAUCAACUAUUAAAGAAGGUUCUUUGGAGCAUGCUUUAGACAGCCAGGAUAUAUCCAGCCAUCAGAAAUCUAUCUGUAGCCAGAAUGUUCUUCAGUUCAGUGAUGAAGACUACGGAGAAUGUGUUGCUCUAAGCAGCAGUCUACUAACAACAGACCAGACCAUUUGUGUACCCCAGUGCAGGAUGGAUAUGGAUGGCUGCAAAAGCCUGGAAUCAGACCAGCCCUCCUUCAAGUCUAUAAAUAAAUGUGAAGCUUUGCCCUUUUCAGAUAAACUGGAAUGUCAAUCCCCUACAAAAAAAUUAAAUUGCAGUUGGGCAUACACACCUCAAAACAGUGGUUUGGCAAAUGAAUUGACUCAGCCUUCAGUGAUUCAGACAAAAAAUAUUACAAGCCCCAGUUUCCAGACAAGUCAAAACACUUUGUCCUGGGCAGAUAAUAAGGAUGUGAGUGAUGAGUUACUUUGUUGUCUGGACAAAGAAUUGCUAAUGCUUGAAGAAAAAGACAUCAACUCUUCAACAACAAAAAAUACAGGUUCUAAACUGCAAAACACACAUACUAAAGAAGAAGAAAAUACGAUGAAUGGAGAUGGAGCAAUAGUAAAUAGUGCUCUAGAGAAGAGUUACAGUAAAGCCUCUUUGACAUCAAGUGAAGAAAGUGCCCUGUUAAAUUUUGAGGAAUCUACUAAAUUACCAGGAAGCAGUUUAACUAACAAAGACCCUAUCACGUGGACAAGAGGUGAAGUCCUCGGAAAGGGAGCCUAUGGCACAGUAUACUGCGGUCUGACAAGCCAGGGACAAUUAAUAGCUGUAAAACAGGUUGUUUUGGAUACAUCAGAUCAACUCACUACAGAAAAGGAAUAUCAGAAGUUUCAUGAGGAAGUUGAUCUUUUGAAGACAUUGAAGCAUGUCAAUAUUGUAACUUAUUUAGGAACUUGUCUGGAAGACAACAUUUUAAGCAUUUUUAUGGAGUUUGUUCCUGGUGGCUCAAUUUCUAGUAUUAUUAAUCGUUUUGGUCCAUUGCCAGAAAUUGUCCUUUGUAAAUAUACAAAACAAAUUCUACAAGGGGUUGCCUAUUUACAUACCAAUUGUGUGGUACAUAGAGAUAUCAAAGGCAAUAAUGUUAUGCUCAUGCCCAAUGGUAUAGUAAAGCUAAUCGACUUUGGCUGUGCCAGGCGUUUAGCCUGGGUGAGCCUCAGUGGCACACAGAGCGAGACACUCAAGUCUGUGCAUGGGACUCCAUACUGGAUGGCACCAGAAGUUAUAAAUGAAUCUGGAUAUGGAAGAAAAUCAGACAUCUGGAGCAUUGGCUGCACCGUAUUUGAGAUGGCAACAGGAAAACCACCGCUGGCUUCCAUGGACAGGAUAGCAGCCAUGUUCUAUAUUGGGGCUCACAGGGGACUGAUGCCUUCCCUGCCUGAUCGAUUCUCCGGUACUGCAGUGGAUUUUGUGCACGCAUGCUUAACCAGAGAUCAACAUGAACGCCCUUCUGCUCUGCAGUUGCUGGACCAUCCCUUUGUGAAAGGAAGCCAAUGA